CCGGGGUAGUCUGACUUGUGCGCAUCAGCAGAGCGCAUGCGCAAGCAGUGAAACAGCUACGGUGCGAGGUGACAGCUGCACUGAUGAUAUCGAUGAACGUAUCCAGCGGGAACAACAAUCCGCACAGUACCCCAGGGAAGAAGCACAAAAAGAAAAGCAAGAAGCAUCGCAAAGGAACUGGUGACGACAUUCCCCGCCUCGGUCUUGGGCCUCCGCUGCCCACCGCAGAUGAACUCUGUCACAUCCUGACCAUCCACACCCCCUCCACCCCCCCAAAGUCUCCCCCCACCCCUCCACCACUCAUCCUCUCCCAGAGCCCCCCUGACCUCAAGCCCGCCGCCCCACUCCCGCGCUCCCUGCCCAUCUCCAUCCCUGGCUCUCUCUCCGACUCCCCGCCGGCCUCUGUGCCAACCUCCGAGCCCGCGCCACCCUCCCCCGCCAGCCUCGUCUCGCCGCCCGCCACCCCUGCCUCCCCAGUCAUCGCACCCUCCCUUGGCCUUCCCCCGGUACUCCUCUCCGCCAGCACCCCUCCCUCCCCACCACAGACCCUCCUGACUGAGACUCUGACCCAUUCCCGCACUGACACUCACACUCACUCUUACAACGACACCCCUCCACCUCUGCAGACGCUCAGUCCCCCACCGACAGACUUUACCCCACCACCGCAGGCCCUAAGCCCCCCAGCGCCAGACUUCACCCCCCCUCCGGCUGAGCUGCUGGGAUCGGAUGAUGAGGAGCAAGAGAACCCGUCAGAUUACUGCAAGGGAGGAUACUACCCAGUGAAGAUCGGAGACUUAUUUAAUGGCAGAUACCAUGUCGUCAGGAAACUAGGAUGGGGACACUUCUCGACAGUAUGGCUUUGCUGGGACCUACAUCGGAAGCGGUUUGUAGCACUAAAGGUGGUGAAGAGUGCUCAGCACUACACAGAAACAGCCCUGGAUGAAAUCAAGCUGCUCAAAUGUGUUCGUGACACAGACCCUACAGACAAAAAGAGGGAAACUAUUGUACAGCUGAUAGACGAUUUCAAAAUAUCUGGCAUCAAUGGUGUUCAUGUCUGCAUGGUGCUGGAGGUGCUUGGACACCAACUGCUGAAGUACAUCAUCAAGUCCAAUUACAUGGGCCUGCCUCUGGUCUGUGUCAAGAGCAUCCUCAGACAGGUCUUGCAAGGCCUGGACUACUUGCACUCCAAAUGCAAGAUCAUCCACACAGAUAUUAAGCCAGAGAACAUCCUGUUGGAUGUGAAUGAUGUGUACGUGAGGCGCCUGGCGGCUGAGGCCACGGUAUGGCAGCAGGCAGGAGCCCCACCGCCUUCUGGCUCCUACGUUAGCUCCGCUCCAAGGGAAAAUCAGAUGGGGAAGGUGUCCAAGAACAAGAAGAAGAAGAUGAAGCGGAAGGCCAAGCGGCAACAGCGCCUCCUGGAGGAGCGGCUGAACGACCUGCAGAAGCUGGAGGAGCUGGACGUCACCGGCACUUCUCCACCCGAGCACCCCAGUGGCAGCGCGCCUCCCCUGGGCAACAACAACAACAACAACACACAGGGCCCCCGGCCCCUCUGGAGGCUCCAGGAGGACGACGAGGACGACGACGAGGCUGACGGGAACCCACCAGGUUGCCGCUCGGUCUUCAACGGUAACGGCAAUGCCAACCUGCGGGUGCACGGCAGCAAGGACAGUCCAGAGUCGGGCUCCUCGUGGCUGGAGGAAGGCCUCAACGGACACGGACACGGCCUCAGUCACAUCCCCGGCCUCGGCCACCUCCCCGGCGGUCCCAUGCGCUUCUCCAGCCCGGGCUCCGCCCUGUCGGGGACGUCCGGCUCCGUCUUGUCGGCCACCUCCGAGUCCGUCCUGUCCUCGCUCUCCGGCUACUCCACGGGCGCCGACAGCCAGCAAUCGCAAUUCUCCUCCAGCUCGUACAGCGCCGCAGAUUUCCUAGUAAAUCCACUGGACCCACAGAACGCUGACAAAAUCACCAUCAAGAUCGCAGACCUGGGAAACGCCUGCUGGGUGCACAAGCACUUUACAGAGGACAUCCAGACCCGACAGUACCGCGCCCUGGAGGUGCUUAUAGGGGCCGAGUACGGACCUCCCGCGGACAUCUGGAGCACAGCAUGCAUGGCAUUUGAGCUGGCCACAGGAGACUAUCUGUUUGAGCCCCACUCAGGAGAGGACUACACCAGAGAUGAAGAUCACAUAGCUCACAUCAUUGAGCUUCUGGGCCCCAUUCCACCUCACUUUGCCCUCUCAGGACGCUACUCUCGCGAGUACUUCAGUCGCAAAGGCGAGCUCCGGCACAUCGCCAACCUGAAGCCCUGGGGGCUGUUCGAGGUGCUCCUAGAGAAGUACGAGUGGCCCCUGGAGCAGGCGGCCUCGUUCAGCGACUUCCUGCUCACCAUGCUGGAGUUCCUGCCCGAGAAGAGGGCCACCGCCGCCGAGUGUCUGCACCACCCCUGGCUCAACUCUUAACACGCACAACACAUUUACACACACACCAUGGAAUUGACACAAUUGAUCGAUGAACUGGGAAAAUCUCUCUCACUCUUUGACACACACACACACACACACACACACACACACACACACACACACACACACACACACACACACACACACACACACACACACACACACACACACACUACUGCUGCACACAACUACUGACAACUAGACUUGAUCCAUGCACUGGGGGGGAGAAAAACGUUAGUAAACACACACACAUAUACACACACAAGCCUGUAAUGAUACCAGAUUUUGCUGGAUGAUUGACAAUUGACAAAGAUAUAAAAGUUCUAUUUAUUGAUGGAUUAUUUAUUGAUGGUUAUUGUUACAGGCAUACACACACACUGACAAAAACACACUCAAUCCAUGCACUGAGAAAAAGCAGCAUUGUAGGUACGUGCACAUGCAUACAUACAGUACAUAAACAUACAAAAGACCGACAAAACUACACUUGAUCCAUCCAUGCACUGGAGAAAAAGCAAUGUUCCACACAGACACACAACACAUAAGGUUGAGGAACUCGUCCUUGCACAUGAAUACACACACACACACACACACACACACACACACACACACACACACACACACACACACACACACACACACACACACACACACACACACACACACACACACACACACACGCAUUGGGAGUAACUCCUUAUGCAGCUACACUGUAAACACAUAAUGUACACUCUAUUUUUCUCUAUUUUCUAUGACGCACAGAAGCAACUCCCUCUACUGUGUACAUGCAGUCUUGAAUAUGAGUAGCAGAUAAAACCCCCCAGCACAUUAUGCUAUAUGUCCAUUCUUUUCACUACAUGUAGGUCCUUUCCUUUGCUUUCCUUUCCUUGUCCUUGCACACACAUGCAGAGAACCACGUAGAACCGUGCUAAUAACCCAUAGCCUGCUCUCUCUCCCAGCCUAUCGCCUGCAAAUCAUUCAAUUUCCUAGCGUCCUUUCCUCCAUCCUCAAGGGUUUGUGCAGGUUGACGGUAAGGAAACCUUAUUGAUUUCUCCACAGAGGGGGGGGGGCGUACUGAGGCAUAAGGUUUUAGGCUGUAGGAAAGGUCAAGUGGAACUAGAAUGAUAUACAGCAGCACAGUCAGCCAUCAGCACCCCACGGUAUAGUCCCAGGUGCACACAUGUCCGAAUGUAUCACAAGUAUUAUGGUAAGACAAAACUUCAGAUUUACCUGAUUCUGAGCACACAGCUAGCCACCGUGUAACCUCAGUUCUUUUUAAGUACUAUUAUUAUUAUUAUUACUAUUAUUAUUGAGCUUUGAUUUCUGUAAAUGUUUGGAAUAAAAUGUCUGUCAAUUGUUUUCCAGAUGUAUGGUUGUCUGAUGUCAAGUCAAGUUGGGUCAUGUAUUUAUAUGUUAUAAAAUAGUGCCUUGAUAUGCCAUGAUGUGUAAAAAUGAAAAAUAGGAGGGGAAAACAUGCCUUCACUUUUUUAUAUAUGUUCGCCAGUUGGUGUGUGGAAUGCUUGUUUGUGAAUAUACAAAAUACUGCGUAUGACCGUGACUGGAGACCAGAGAAUUAAGUUAAAUAAAUAAAAUAAACUUAUAUGACAAGUACAGUACAACCUCUGUUGGGUCAUUUCUUGAGCAAGGAAGUAAUCUUUACAAAGAGUUCCAGAUAUGUUUUAAAAAGAUUGAAGUCCCUAUGCACAACCAAUGUCCAAGACCUGGUGACGCAGUGACGUACCCUGCUUGUUCCUGGAUUACAGUUUUUCUCAAUUGGCUUUGUACAUUUCUCACAACAGAAUAAUGAUUCUCAAAAGUCUUUGUUCAAUUGUGACUUCCUGGUGUUACCUCUGCACAUGGUCAAAUCAGUUUCUCAUUGUUUUCGGCAUAUAGCAAAUGCUCUCGUCCACCAUGCCAUGGCUGUGUACAAUUCUCAGUCAUUUCGUACUUUAGCAAUUACAUUUGUCAUAUCACUCAAAAAGCUUUGUCACUGAAUGCAUGAAACUAUCUCACCCCCCAAAACAUUUAGGCCCUAUGUCAUAGUUUAAGUCUUGACAUGCAAAAUGAUUUACCAAGCUGUCAUAAUGUGAUGAGCACUGUAU
This is a messenger RNA of Engraulis encrasicolus (European anchovy), 4561 nucleotides long. It is a transcript of the gene srpk3, whose product is annotated as SRSF protein kinase 3. Gene Ontology annotation, biological process: spliceosomal complex assembly; intracellular signal transduction; regulation of mRNA processing. The transcript has 16 exons. Bases 84 to 2462 code for a protein of 792 amino acids. Gene Ontology annotation, molecular function: protein serine/threonine kinase activity; ATP binding. Gene Ontology annotation, cellular component: cytoplasm; nucleus. The record is from RefSeq and is a predicted model, not a curated record. NCBI's taxonomy places the organism in Eukaryota, Metazoa, Chordata, Actinopteri, Clupeiformes, Engraulidae.